This is a messenger RNA of Photinus pyralis (common eastern firefly), 1402 nucleotides long. RefSeq names its product solute carrier family 35 member F6 (gene Tango9). Gene Ontology annotation, biological process: pyrimidine nucleotide-sugar transmembrane transport. The record is from RefSeq and is a predicted model, not a curated record. Gene Ontology annotation, molecular function: pyrimidine nucleotide-sugar transmembrane transporter activity. Bases 121 to 1272 code for a protein of 383 amino acids. Gene Ontology annotation, cellular component: intracellular membrane-bounded organelle; Golgi membrane. Lineage: Eukaryota; Metazoa; Arthropoda; Insecta; Coleoptera; Lampyridae. The transcript is spliced from 4 exons.
AUAACCUCACUGCCUGCGUAGAUAAGAAACGCCAUUGCUGUAAACAACCGGGAUAAAAUAGCGGACUGAUGACACAUUGAUGAUUUAAGAUAGGAAUUAAUAAUCACUGCUUCCACAACCAUGGCGUGGACCAAGUACCAAUUAUCCUUGGCCUUGGUAAUGGUAGUAACGGGUACUAUCAACACCAUUAGUACCAAAUGGGCGGAUAAACUUCCAUCAAAAAGCAGGGACGGUAUUGUAAGGAACUUUGACCAUCCCUUCUUUCAGGCUUCCUGCAUGUUUCUGGGGGAAUGUUUAUGUUUUGUCGCCUUUAAAGUUUUAUACAAAGUUCUUAGUCGACGUUGUAAUGGGUCGGAAGACGUACACGAACUUACGAAAGGGAAUCGAGAUUUUAACCAAUUCAAAUUGUUCAUCCCGGCGAUGUGCGACAUGACCUCGACGUCUCUAAUGUACAUCGGUUUAAAUCUGACGUACGCCUCCAGUUUUCAGAUGUUUCGGGGGGCGGUCAUCGUCUUCGUCGGCAUUCUAAGCGUCGGGUUUUUGGAUAGAGUGCUGAGGCGACGCGAAUGGACCGGCAUAUUCAUGGUCAUCGUCGGGCUUACGAUCGUCGGUCUCGCCGAUUUUCUCAACAAGGACCCGAAUACCGACAGUCACGGAAAGAACGACAUUAUCACGGGCGAUCUCCUGAUCGUUAUCGCUCAGAUUAUUACCGCCACGCAGAUGGUGAUCGAGGAGAAGUACGUGACCGGAUUGGAUAUACCGCCGUUGCAGGCGGUCGGUUGGGAGGGCAUUUUCGGUUUCGUCGUGUUGGCGUGCUUGCAAGUGCCGUUUUAUUUUAUUAAGGUGGGACCGCCGUUCAGCGGCAACUAUCGUGGUGUACUCGAGGACGCGAUUGAUGCCUUUGUACAAAUGGGCAACAAUUAUCUUUUAAUUUUUGCGAUAUUGGGCACGAUCCUGUCAAUUGCCUUCUUUAAUUUUGCUGGAAUUAGUGUAACAAAAGAGUUGUCAGCGACUACCCGAAUGGUAAUUGACAGUGUGAGAACGUUCUUUAUAUGGAUGUUAAGUCUCGGCUUCACGUGGCAGACAUUCCAUUGGUUGCAGCUGUUGGGAUUUGCAUUUUUAUUAUUCGGAAUGUGUUUGUACAACGGUAUUACGUGCACGCCUUGUAUCAUUUAUGUACGGAAUGCGGUAUCAAAUUUGAGAUAUAGACACCUCAAUGACGAUGUAGUUGAAAAUAGAGCAGCAGAUGAGGCAUAUGAUAGAAGUGCAUAAGUAUUUUUAAUUGAGAACUGUGGUAUUUACUGAACUGAUAUAUCAAAAUCUAACUGCGAUCUGAUUUAGUGAUUAUGGUGAUAGUGGAAUCAUAAUCUAUUAUUAUUAAUUAAAUAAAUGAUUUUUAUUA